Molecule: messenger RNA, 2624 nt
Organism: Lingula anatina
Lineage: Eukaryota; Metazoa; Brachiopoda; Lingulata; Lingulida; Lingulidae
Product: vesicular integral-membrane protein VIP36
Biological process (GO): endoplasmic reticulum to Golgi vesicle-mediated transport
Cellular component (GO): endoplasmic reticulum-Golgi intermediate compartment; Golgi membrane; endoplasmic reticulum membrane
Molecular function (GO): D-mannose binding
Source: RefSeq, a predicted model, not a curated record
GUACACGGAAGUACGUCAGCGGAAGUUCAAACAUGGCGACGAUCAGUAAGGCCGUGGUGGCAGUGCUCAUUUUAUUUGAGCAGUAUUGUGUUAAUUUUGCCGAAUGGAACACUAGAGAUUAUAUGAAAAAGGAGCAUUCCCUUGUGAAGCCGUAUGUGGGAACUCCAUGGGACUUUGUAGGGAGUACAAUGCUUACCAAUAAUUAUAUUCGUUUAACAUCAGAUCAUCAGAGUAUGAAGGGAGGUCUUUGGAACCAGCAUCCUGUUCUUGUCAGAGAUUGGGAAUUACAUAUACAGUUUAAGGUGCAUGGAAAGGGGACAAAUUUAUUUGGCGAUGGCUUUGCCAUUUGGUACACUAAAGAGAGGCUGACAAUGGGAGAUGUAUUUGGCAGCAAAAAUUUUUUCCAUGGCCUGGCCAUUUUCAUGGACACCUACAGCAAUCACAAUGGUCCUCAUAAUCAUCUACAUCCCUAUAUCUCUGCCAUGGUGGACAAUGGUACAAUGGGUUAUGAUCAUGAUGCUGAUGGCACACACACAGAAUUGGCAGGUUGUGAGGCCCUGUUUAGAAAUUUAGCUUACGACACAUAUGUUGCUGUCAGAUAUUCUGAUGACACGUUAACGGUUUCAACGGACAUAAAUAACAAAGGUGGAUGGAAAGAAUGUUUUACAGUGAAAGGUGUCCAUCUACCCACUGGCUAUUAUUUAGGCUUCAGUGCGGCCACUGGACAGCUAGCAGAUAACCAUGAUAUUAUCUCUGCUAAAUUUUAUGAACUGGAAACAGAAAGAAAAGAUGAUGGUGUUGAUUAUUCCAAAAUAGAACCAUCUGCACAGUUUUUUGCUUCACCGAGAGACCAUGUUGAUGAUGCCAAAGGGGCCUUCAUGUUGAACAGUUUAUCUGGCUGGAAGCUGUUAGUGGUCAUCAUACUCAUUAUCAUAGGCAUAGGAGUGUGCCUUAUGGUGGGCUUUAUCAUCUUUCAAAAAUCACAGGAAAAUUCAAGAAAACGUUUUUACUAAAUUUCAUGUUACACCAAUUAUAUUGUUUCAGAGUAGAGUCUGAUUACAGAGUCCAAAGAUUGAGUAAAAACUGAGAUAGUGUGUGUUGUUUAAAGUGAACAAAGAUAUUUUCCGAAAUGUGUUAACGUUACUUUUUUAAAGAAAAAAGUACAAGGAAUACAGUGGCCUGUGUUUUACCAAAUGCUGGUGGCAUAAAGGUGUAAACAGUCUUAGUACACUUGUGAACCUGCAAUAAUGUAUGCACUGGGAACAAUUGAGAAUAUUGUCCAAAAUUUUGAGCCAUUUAUUUUUUAGUGAACAUGUAACCUUAAGCUCAUGAAUUUAAGACUUUUUUUCUGGGUGGUAUUCAGCCUAAAGCAGCCCCCAGUCAUUCGGUCACCAAGCUAGUUCUUCCUUUUUAUUUACAACCCAAUAUCAUGUCUGUGUAUUAUGAAAAAUGACAUACAGAGAUACAUUAUUAUUGUUAUUGUGUAUGCGGUGUUUAUAAUUCAAGAUAGUUCUUAAUGCAAUAAAUGUUGAGGCAUAAGAACUUGUUCACCAACAGUAAAAGCAUGUUUAUGGUUGCAGGAUUGUACAAAAUACAUUUUAUUUAUUUUUGUUACAUUUGAGAAGACCAAGUGGUUUUAUUAUAAUUGUCAAAAACAAACUUUAUAAGCUGAGAAUAAAGAACGGUGUACAGCAAGUUCAAAACCACUUCUAUAAUUAAGUAUUCGAGGGCUGACAGUUCUCCAAUACUUUUCAUUUUGUCCCUCAAGUUGUGCUAAUAAAUCGUAUCUCUUAUUCACAUCAGUGUUACAUUUGAUAUUCAAUUUGUGUUCCAUCCAUAUUAUGGUAAUUGGCUUCUUGUGUGUAAGGUGAGCAGGUGCUAGUUUCAACUUAUGAAUUUAAACAUUUUAUAUGCCAUUUCAUAUCUUGAGCCCACUGCUUGUUCAGAGGUGAUUGGGUAACUUGGAAGAAAAUUGAUGUAUUUUGUAUUUUUUCAGGUAUUAUCAGAAAGACAUCCAUUGACAAGUAAUUUGAACUUUGCCUAUUAAUGUAGUUAUAUUUAAAUGCCAAAUCAAAGUAGCAAAUACUGGUAAGGAACUAAGUAGACAUUGAACCACUAGGUAGGUAGUGUUUUGUCCACAACAAUUAGAAUUUAUUUUUGUAGUGCAAUUUGAAAAGAAUAGUUUCAGUUUCAUAUCUUCCAUGUAGUUGGGUAUUCAUAGUAAGGCAAAGGAAAGGUAGGUUAGGUGGUUCACCAAUAUUCAUGUUAGAUUGAAACUUAAAAUGUUUUUCUUUCAAUACAGCAGGCACAGAGAAACAUACAAGAUACAAGUAGCAGAUCUUUGCUCAAUUAAAUGUGGUUACGUUAAACAAAUGCCUCAAAAUGUGAAAGACUUAAAAACAACACCAGAAACCACAACCAGCCUAUUUGUGCUUCCAAAGUUUAAAAUUUAAAGUAUUUUAGCAGCUUUAGAAGCUGCCAGAUGAUGAAAUAUUGAACAAUACUAAUUUAAUGUACAUAGCCUCGGGUGUUGUUCUAACACUAUGGAAAAGGUGGGGUAUGUAAUAGUUUUGUACAUGUGGACUAUAUCAUUGUAUAAUAAAAAAACAUUCUUUGGAAAAAUA